AUGAAUUAAAUAAUUUGCUUUAAAAAAUGUAAGUUAACAUAUCAAGAAAACAUUUUAAUUUAAAAAGUAACAUUUAAACCAUGUUUCUUUUUCUGAGUUAAAACCGACUGUAAUACGUAACUUAAAAUUUGUUUAAACAUUGUUAGUAAAAGUAAUUUUUCCAGCUUAGAGUGGAAUAUCACUGUUUUAUCCCACUUGUAUUUACUUAAAAUAAAUAUAUAUGUAUAAAUUAACAUUAAGUUGCAUACUUGUACGUAUUUAUCUAAAUAUUUUUGUUUGAAAAUGGAUACCAAUUUCAAACUAUGUAAUUCGAUGUAUAAAUAAAUGAUUUUAUGGUUUGAAAUAAUAUAGGUACCCAUGUUCCAACUCAUUACCCAAUUGUUGUUAUGUAAGUAAAAUCAUCUUUGAAUUUAUUUAUUCAAAAUUGUCCAUUUUAAUGAGUGUUGUACCCAUACAGCAGUUUACUGCUGCAGUUAUAUUUAAUUGUAUUACUCAACGUCAAUUUAUAGAUGCAUUUUUAAUAUAUUCAUAAUACAAACAUGUGCACCUUGAUGUGUACGAUAAUACAGCUAAGUGAUAAAUAUGUUACUGUUUUAAGUAAUCAACGAAUUUUUUUUAACUAGUGUGUCAUAUAAAUCAUUUUUAUUAGAUGUCAUAUAUUGACGCAUUUUCCAUAGAUCAUACAUGUUGUAUUGUGUGUGACAUCAAAUCAUUGUCGAGUUUUGAUAUAAGUUGCCAAUUGUACAAAUAAUGAAACAUUGUUACCUGUACCUAAUAUUUCAAAAGUUAUACCUUUUAUGUAAUACAAAUUUUAAAUUUUAAAGUGUUUGGGAUAAACUUAAAUAUGCGAAUAUUUACCGUCUUAAUAUUUUUUUUAAUAUUAUGUUUAAUUCAUGUGCGUACAGCUCCAGGGAAAUCGAAAAACGGCAAAAAUAAAGAUAAUUUUGGAAAAUUUGCAGACGCUUUUGUUGAAAAUGAAUGGGUGAAGCGUAUGAAAGACGAACCACAUGAUAAUGAAGAUAAAGACUCCAAACCAUCUGCUAAUCAUGCUGGUUCAUCGAAACGUAAGAAACCAUCUGCUGAUUUUGCUGAUUUACCGAGUGACAAUGAACCAUCUGCUGAUCAUGUUGAUUUACCGAGUGACAAUGAACCAUCUGCUGAUCAAGCUGAUUUACCGAGUGACAAGGAACCAUCUGCUGAUCAUGAUGAUUCACCGAGUGAUAAUGCAAAUUCAGAUACUAAUAAUGGUAAUGGUAAUAAAUCGUCAAAUAAUAAUAGAGGAAGAGGAAGAACAAAGAAUAAUAGGGGAAAUAGAGGAUUUAAUUACAAAAAAGGCUUUAAAAGAUUAAAUAAUAGUAUGAGGCGUAUCGGACGUUAUAAACUUUUUAAAGUGGUGUCGUUGGCAGAUGUAUUAGCUUCCAAAUACAAAUAUAAAUACAAAUUAUUGAGAAAUAGAAGACAAUACAAUAAGUUAAAUACAGAAGAAGACGAAAUACAAAAAAUUAAAAUAUUUAAUAAGAAUACGAUAUCGGAUGAAAUUCGAGACUUUAAAAAGAAAAAAUUAGUUGAAAAUAAAGAAAACAAUCAAAUAAUAAAUAAAAUAGUAAGUAUUAUUCUCAAAAAAAAAAUCAAUCAUUCCAAUAGAGGCAAUAAUAUUCAAAGUCAUAAAAAUGAAUUGGAUAGCAAAAGUAUUGAUACGCAUAUAAAAGAAAACCACUUCAUUAAAAAAAAAUAUAAAAAGGAACUCAAAAGUGAAGAAAAUAAAUCAAAAUCAGACAAUAAUACAAAUGAAAAAAAAACUGUUGAAUUAAAAAUUGAUAAAAACUCUAUAAAUUCAGAUGCAAAAAAAAAAUUAUUAACUGAGGAAAAAAAAAAGGAAGAUGAUUUAGAAACUAAAUAUGAUUUUCAAACAUUAAAAAAUAAAGUCGAAAAAGGUCAGAUGAGUAUUUCGAAGUAUUCGGAAUAUGAGUCGGGAUCGUAUAGUGGUGACAAUUAUGAAAAUGAUUCAAUGAAUUUUCUAGAAUCAAAAAAUUUGGAAAAAUUAGAAAAGAACCCCGUAUCUGCAGUACCUAUUGCAACUAAGAGAAGUUUAAUCAGUGAUUCUAUUCCCAAAACAAAAAAUACAAAUAUUGAAACACAAAAUUAUAACAGUAGAGAAGUGAAUAAAGCACUUGAAAUUCGAAAAUAUAUUAAAGGCCAUCAAGAAAUUAUACCACAGAUUAAGAAUAGAAAAAUUGAUAGAAAAUCUUUAAACAUUGAUCCAAAAUCAAAAUUAUCAACUAAAAAACCAAAGAGUAAAAGUGAUUUAAAAAAUAAUCCAAAUUUACAAACAUUAAAGAAUACAGAUAAAGAGGGAAAGACUAGUGUUCCGAGGAAUUCGAAAUAUGAGUUGGAAUCGUAUAGCGACGACGAAUAUGAGAUUGACUCAAUGAAUAUUUCGGGAUCACAAUCUUUGGAAAAAUUGGGAAAGACUACUAUGUCUGCAGUACCCAUUGAAACAAAGAAAGGUAUAAUCAGUGAUUCUAGUCUUGAAAAAAAGAAAGAAAAAAAUGAAAAACCAAAUAAUACUGAUAUAGAUGUGGAUAAAGAAGGUCCCAAUCAAAAUUCUAUUAAAGGCCAACAAGAAUUCAUAAAACAGCCUAAAAAAAACAAAAUUGAUGGAAGGGAAAGCAGGGGAAUAUUUGAUGUAUUCCCUGAAUCGACAAAUAUUGAAAAUUCAGGAGGCUCUUCGUUUUUAAAAUCAAAUGAAAAAUAUUAUGAAGAUUUUUCUGAUGUAAAUACAAGCGAAAAAUUAUCUGAUAACCCAGAAAAUCCCAUUAGACAAAGUCCUACUAAAAAACAAAAGGAUACUCGUGAAGGACCUAUUGACAAUAAAUCACCUAGUAAGUUGGACACUAUGGGCCCUAAGAGAAAGAAUGAAAAUUCUAAAGAUAUGGUGCAAAAACCAGAGCAACCACUAGAAUUCAUAGAAAAGUUAAUUCCAAAUUAUUUUGAACGAUUGCCGAAGAAAAAGAAAAUUUCUCCAAACAUUGACGAAAAAUCUAUUAAUGAAAUUGACAAGGGUACUUCUUCAAAAGAAAACAAGUCUGAAAAUAAUCCGUUUUUAUUAUCCGAAGAACCACUAAAUAAAAAGGGGAGUAGAGGAAAAGCGGAAACAUUCCCUGAACCAACAAAUAUUGAAAAUUCAGGAGGAUCUUUGUUUUUAAAUUCAAAUGAAAAAUAUUAUGAAGAUUUAUCUGAUGGGAAUACAAGNGAAAAAUUAUCUGAUAACCCAGAAAAUCCCAUUAGACAAAGUCCUACUAAAAAACAAAAGGAUACUCGUGAAGGACCUAUUGACAAUAAAUCACCUAGUAAGUUGGACACUAUGGGCCCUAAGAGAAAGAAUGAAAAUUCUAAAGAUAUGGUGCAAAAACCAGAGCAACCACUAGAAUUCAUAGAAAAGUUAAUUCCAAAUUAUUUUGAACGAUUGCCGAAGAAAAAGAAAAUUUCUCCAAACAUUGACGAAAAAUCUAUUAAUGAAAUUGACAAGGGUACUUCUUCAAAAGAAAACAAGUCUGAAAAUAAUCCGUUUUUAUUAUCCGAAGAACCACUAAAUAAAAAGGGGAGUAGAGGAAAAGCGGAAACAUUCCCUGAACCAACAAAUAUUGAAAAUUCAGGAGGAUCUUUGUUUUUAAAUUCAAAUGAAAAAUAUUAUGAAGAUUUAUCUGAUGGGAAUACAAGCGAAAAAUUAUCUGAUAACCAAGAUAAUCCCACUAGACAAAGUCCUACUAAAAAACAAAAGGAUAAUAGUGAAGGACCUAUUGACCUAUCUAAUCGUUUAGGGCAGACAAAUUCUGAUCAUGAUCCUAAUAAUAGUGGAAAAGAUGAUAAUAAACACACUCCUUCACACAAACCCACACUACCUCCUAAUGAAAAUUCUGAUAAUCAAUUACAACCAAAUAAUUUAAGCAAUAUGAAUACAUUAAGUCCUGAAAUAAAACAUCAACCAUCAACCACAGAUAUUUCCAAAGGUGAUCAACUUCCAAUGAAUCCAAAAGACAAAUCUAUUUCAAGUCCUACUAAAAAGAUGCCCAAAAAUGACACACCUACUACGGAUCAGACAAUUCAUAAGGAUGAUGAAAAAGUAAUGGAUUUCGAAGAGGAUAAAACUAAUACAGUUCCAUUAUCAGACUCAAAACAACCCAUGGAUGAUAAUGGGAAAAGAGAAAAACCAAAUUCCUUCACUGAUUUUUCAGAUUUCUGGGAUUCAGGAGGUUCAUCAUUUUUCGACCCGGUGAAGAAAUUAUCUGAUCGUAUUGAGGACCCGAAAAUUGAUCAUGAACCUAAUAAUAGUAGAGAAGAUGAUAAUAAAUACACUCCUUCACUCAAACCCACACUAUCUCCUAAUAGAAAUGAUGUUCAUAUAUUAGCACCAAAUAUUUUAAGCAAUAUUAAUACACUUAGUCCAGAAAAACAAGAUCAAACAUCAUCUAAAGAUAUUUCGAAAGACGAUCAACAUCCAAUAAAUCCAAAAGACAAGUCUAUUUUAAGUCCUAUUAAAAAGAUGCCCAAAAAUGACUCAUCUUCUAAUACGGAUCAGACAAUUCAUAAGGAUGAUGAAACAGUAAUGGAAUCCGAAGUGGAUAAAUCUAAUACUGUUCCAUUAUCAGACUCAAAACACCCCAUGGAUGAUAAUGGAUAUGGAGAAAAACCAAAUUCCUUCAAUGAUUUUUCAGAUUUCUGGGAUUCAGGAGGUUCAUCAUUUUUCGACCACGUGAAGAAAUUGUCUGAUCGUAUUGAGGACCCGAAAAUUGAUCAUGAACCAAAUAAUAGUAGAGAAGAUGAUAAUAAACACACUCCUUCACUCAAACCCACACUACCUCCUAAUGAAAAUUCUGAUAAUAAAUUAUCACCAAAUAUUUUAAGCAAUAUUAAUAUAUUUAAUCCUGAAAUAAAAGGUCAAACAUCGUCUACAGAUAUUUCCAAAGGCGAUCAACAUCCAUUGAACCCAGAAGACAAAUCUAUAUCGAUUCCUACUAAGAAUUUGCCCCAAAACGACAUUCCUCCCAUUACAGAUCACACAAUUCAUAAGAACGAUGAAACAGCAGUGAUUUCUGAAGUGGAUAAAAUUAAUACCGUUCCAUUAUCAAACUCAAAACACCCCAUCGAUGGUAAUGGAAACGGAGAAAAACCUAAUUCGUCCACUGAUUCUUCCAAUUUUAGUGAUUCAAAAGGUUCAUCGUUUUUCCACCCAGUGGUGAAAUCAUCUGAUCGUUCCAGCGAGGGAACCACUAAUCAAAAACAUAAUGAAAGUGGAAAUGAUGAUAAUAAAAAAAUUCCUUCUCUCAAUCCAAUGUUGCCUUCGGCAGAAAAUUUUCACAAACAACCAAAUAAUUUAAAUAACAUUAAUACUAUAAAGCAUAAUUUGAAUUAUAAUGGAAAUGGAGAAAAUUAUAAUAAAUUUCCGAAUGAUAAACGAAACUUUACUGAAACUGAGAAAUUUUCGGGGAUUGAUAUUGCUCAUAUACCUUCACAAAAUUUGAAACCGAUGAAGAACAUUCAGAUCAAAAAUUCUCCUACCAAAUUGUUGAAUCAUACUGAUUCCCUUUUUGAAAAUGAUACGUUUCAAACUUCUAAUAAUGAACUAACAACCCAAGGAAAUAUUUUAAAUAGUCAUGUACUUCCCCAUAUACAUAUACAUCUACCGCAACAUUUUUCAGUGAGUGAAAAUAAAAACAAUGAACAAAUUUCAAACAGAAUUCAUAGGAAUAAGAAAAAACCGAAAAUUUUACAAAACAGUUCGAAAAUAUUUAAUGGACCUUACAUUUCGGAAUCUUUUAAUGGAUAUAAUAGUCUUCCAGCUGUUAAAAAAAAAAAGCAUGUGUUACAUGACUCACAAGAGAACAUUUCGGAAAUAUCAGACAAUAGUAGUUUAUAUUCUUCAAAAAUUAUAAGAAAAAGAAAGAGACCUAUACCAAAAAAUACGUCACUGAUAUCUCAACCAUACGAGACCAUAGUUACUUCUGAAAAUAAGGAUUUUCGUUCAUAUGAUAUUAAUCCAAAGUAUGAUUAUAAUCCAUAUGGUUAUAUGAUUCCUAAAUUCAAAACUAAAUAUGAAGAGCGUGUUUCUAAUGAUAAUUUAUGGGAAAAAGUACCACCAAAGAGAAAUAAAUAUUUCAAUAUUAAUACAGGCAUUGACCACUUCAAUAGAGAUUUAAGUAAUAACAAAGAAACAAUUGGAAAUCAUUUUGAUUACUUGCCUAACCCUGAAAAUCGUGAUACAAAUUUAAUAUCAAUAAAUGAAAAUUUAACAGGUCACGAUAAAGCUACAAUUAGCAAUUAUAAUAACAAUACUAAUGAUAAAAGUAAUGAUCUUUAUAAUGACUAUAUUAAGCAAAUGUUUAGCAAAAUUGAUAAUAUAGAAAAUAAGAUUUCCGAGCUCGAUAAAUUAUCUAGUAAAGGACUCAAUAAUAAGGUUAGUGAAAGAAUAACACCGAAUGUUCGAAAAGUCGACGAAGAUAAAUCACCUAGUACCAAAUCCAUAGAUAAACCAUCCAACGAAAGUAAUACAUUGGAAUCUAAUUCAAUUUUACAAAAAGGAGUUGAAACCAUUGAAAGUAAUAACAGCAAUGCAAGUGGUGAUGAUAAUAAAAUCAAAAAAUCUAAAAAAUCAAAUAAAAAUAAUAAUAAAACUCGCAAGACGAAAAUAAUAAAUAAAAAUAAUUUCGAUAAUGAUGUUGAAAUACGAAAUAAAAAUAGUCAUUCGAAAAAGAAAAAAAAGAAAGUAGAAAACAGAAAUUCGCUUUCAUUUAGUGAUAAUAAUUCUAGUUCAGAAAUAUCGGAUGAAAAUGACGAAUCUGUUAAAACUUUAAAGUAUAAGGUUAAACCAAAAUUACUUACAAGAAUUAAAAAAAAAAUAAAUGUAUUGAAAGGAAAAUUAAAAGACGAAAAGCGACCAAAAAAAUAUAGGAAGAGAACAAAUUAUGAAAUUCAUACAGAAGAUAAUUCAAGCGAUAAAAAUUAUGAUAUUUCUAAAAGAAACAAAAAAAAAAAUUUAGUAAAAAUUAGGCGUAAAAAUCAAACUAAAAUGCGAAAAAAAAAUAAAAAACUAAAACCAGAAAUUGUAAAAGAAAAAAGUCUAAAUAAUCAUAUGAUAAAAGAAAAUGAUAUUGAAGUUCAAAAAGUUAAUACAGACACUGAUAUGGAUAAUGAAUAUCAAUUGGUCAAAAUUUAUCCUCAAUAUGCAUAUAGAAGAUUUAGUUUUCCAAAGUUCUUUUAAUUGGUUCUAUAUACAUAAUAUAUUAGUGUUUAAUUUUAAAUAAAGAAACAGUUAGCAAUAUAUUUUUCUAUAAGACAAGAUCUACAUAUUUUAAAUACAGGUCAAAAUAUCCAAGGACAAAAUAUCCACGGACAAAAUAUCCAAACCAAAAUAUCCAAGGACAAAAUCUCCAACGGUCAAAAUAUCUAAAUUUAUCCGUUUUUCCGAAAAUUAAUACAUUACACUAUACUUUCUAAUACAACUAGCUCAAAUAUCAAAUUAUUUAAUCAUAAAAAAACCUAAAUUUUCUGAAAA
Messenger RNA from Sipha flava (yellow sugarcane aphid), 7552 nucleotides. RefSeq lists its product as uncharacterized. The record is from RefSeq and is a predicted model, not a curated record. The transcript is spliced from 17 exons. NCBI's taxonomy places the organism in Eukaryota, Metazoa, Arthropoda, Insecta, Hemiptera, Aphididae. The coding region runs from base 845 to 7258 and encodes 2137 amino acids.